CGUACACCCAAUUCUUCUGUGUCUUUCUUCAACUCUAUCAAGGGGGACGCACGUGCAGACCGAGAGAGUCGUACUUCUAUUAAGUUUAGAUUAAAAAUUCAACGAUUGAUGGCGCUGUUUUGGGAUGAAUGAUCAGUACCAAAAUGAGCGACGCUUUGACGACACGACCAGCUGUAACUGUAAUCUUAAUGCUCACUGCAUUGGGAUCUGUUACAACUGUAGUCUCCAAGGCUAAAGACUUGGAUGGAAAAUGGAUGGCGCCAUUGCAACAAUACGGCUGGGAUACAUCGGAGCUAAAGAACAAAAUCCAGCAUGGCGAUGUAACCACAUUUGAACUGGGCACACCCAACUAUCAGAUUCUCAAUCCAGAGGACGAACCAGAGUUCAUUACAGAGGAUCAACCGCAUUAUCGAGAGAUGCUCCGACGUCUCACGAGUGACGUCAAUGCCACCGAUACCAUUGACCUGGUCAUGCCCAGCGCCAGCUCCAGUGCGAGUGUGAGUGCCACAGCUGUCGAAGAUUCCCCUCCCAGACCCAUAUGGGAGAAGCUAAGAAAACGCAGCAAUUCUGAGGCAGAAAAGACGGAAGAACCUGAAAUGGAGGUGGAAACUGCGCCGCUUGAUAAGAGAAGCAUCCAUCCAAAGGUUCAGGUCUAUGCUGGAGCCAGACCCUUUCAGAAACGUGUUGCCAACUUAAGUUAAGAAUUCUUGUUUCUGUUAAAUUUUUAAUUCAAUUUUUUGAUUGAUACAU
Drosophila innubila is the source of this 750-nucleotide messenger RNA. RefSeq lists its product as uncharacterized. The transcript is spliced from 2 exons. Lineage: Eukaryota; Metazoa; Arthropoda; Insecta; Diptera; Drosophilidae. The record is from RefSeq and is a predicted model, not a curated record. The coding region runs from base 129 to 701 and encodes 190 amino acids.